AGGAGAUUUAGUUUUAUCCACACAAGGACCAAACCUAGAGGUCCGCUUCCAGGAAAGGCGAGCCACGCCCCGGGGGCCAGGGGAGACCGUCCGCUCCCUCAGGUGCCCUGACUCCUGAGAUGAAAGGAAGGAUGGACAGUGAAGAAGAGUUUUAGUCGGGUUCAGGUCGCUAAGAUGAAGUUCGGGAAGAGCAUAUGCGUGCUUAAUGUGGGGGGAACCCGGUACGCCUUCACUCGUGAGGUGAUCCGGGAUUUCCCACUCCGGCGCGUCAGCCGCUUACAUGCCUGCGCGACCGAGAAAGAGGUCCUGGAAUUGUGCGACGACUACGACCGGGACCGGAACGAGUUCUUCUUCGACCGCCACGCGCAAGCUUUCGUGUUCAUAAUGCUGUACGUGCGCUCCGGCAAACUCCGGUUUGUCCCCGGAGUCUGUGAGCUGUCCUUCUACACCGAGAUGCUGUACUGGGGGCUGGAGACCGCGCACCUGGACUCCUGCUGCCAGAAGCGCCUGGACGAGAGGAUGUCCGACAUCGGGAUGGACAGUCUCUCAGAGGAGGACAUCAUACUGUCCAGGGAUGAGUGCCUGACUCCGGAGGAGACGGUGCAACAGAUUGCGCUCACCGGACGCGCCAAAUGGCUGGAGAAGAUGCGCAAAACCUUCGAGGACCCGAAUUCUUCCCUGGCGGCGCAGCUUCUGGCUUCGGUGUCCGUGGUUUUCGUGAUUAUUUCUAUGAUCAUGCUGUGUGCCAGCACGCUGCCGGACUGGGAUACGGCUAAGAAGACUACAGUGGAAGAGCACAGGAUAGUGGAGGCAGUGUGCAUCGGCUGGUUUACAGCUGAGUGCAUUGUGCGCUUUCUGUUGGCCAGAGACAAGUGUGACUUCAUCCGCCAUCCGCUGAACAUCAUCGACGCGAUUGCCAUUACCCCCUACUAUGUCACCAUGGCAAUGGCCAGAGCUGGGAUGCCCGGUGCUGGGCUCGGGGUCGGUGGAGUGAUACUGCGCGUGCUGAGGAUGAUGAGAGUGUUCUGGCUCAUGAAGCUGGCCAGACACUUCCUGGGCCUGCAGACUCUGGGGCUGACGCUCAGGCGCUGCUACAGGGAGAUGGUCAUGCUCAUGGUGUUUGUCUUCGUGGCCCUGGCGAUAUACAGCGCCCUGGCACAGUUGCUGGAGUACGGCUUGGAAUUGAACCCGCAGAACCAGGGCUACGCCAGCAUCCCGGCCGCCGCCUGGUGGGUCAUUAUCUCCAUGACUACAGUCGGGUAUGGGGACGUGUAUCCAGAGACGACUUGGGGACGAGUUCUCGGGGGAAUGUGUGUUGUGAGCGGGAUUGUUCUCCUGGCUCUGCCAAUCACUUUCAUCUACCACAGCUUUGUUCAGUGCUACCACGAACUGAGGCUCCGCUCCGCUAAAUACGCACGAAACGUGUCUUCAGAGAUGCUGUAGUGAACCAAAUCAGACGCAAACACAGCAAACCAGAAGAUCUCCUUGUGAAAUAACCAACUGUGUGAACUGCCCUGUCUCCUGGCUUUGUCACACUGCAAAAACACAAAGUCUUACCAAGUGUUUUUGUUUUUUCUAGUGCAAAUAUUUCAGAAGACAACUAACUUACAAGUGAUGUUUCAUUCAGAUCUAGGAGCUGGUUUUAAUACAAUCAUUCUCUAAUAUUGAUUAAAAAAGUACAAGUUAUUGAAUUUAUAACAUGAAAAAAAAUUGUCUUAUAGAAAAAGUACCUUUUAUUUAUUUUAUUUUAUUUACCCAAUCCUAUAUCUGAUUGAAAGGUUACUUGUAAGUCAGUUUCAAGUGUACAAAUAUAUUUGCACUAGAGGCUAGACAAAAAAAAAAAAAAAAAAAAAACUUGGUAAGAUGUUGUGUUUUUGCAGUGCAGCAUUCAAUAUUGUUGCUCUACAUCAGUGGUGUCCAAACGUUUUGCUCUCGGCAAAACUGGCUGAUUUAAACCACUCACAGGCCACAAAAUCCAUUAAAUUAAAGAUGUAAAAUGUAGCUAAUUUUGACUUUUUCUUUUAUCUAUACUUAAAAAAAAUUUUUUUUUAGAAAAUCUGCAAAUCAUUAAAGAUACAAAACAUA
This is a messenger RNA of Poeciliopsis prolifica (blackstripe livebearer), 2085 nucleotides long. It is a transcript of the gene kcng3, whose product is annotated as potassium voltage-gated channel, subfamily G, member 3. The record is from RefSeq and is a predicted model, not a curated record. NCBI's taxonomy places the organism in Eukaryota, Metazoa, Chordata, Actinopteri, Cyprinodontiformes, Poeciliidae. The transcript has 2 exons. Bases 175 to 1443 code for a protein of 422 amino acids. Gene Ontology annotation, biological process: protein homooligomerization; potassium ion transmembrane transport. Gene Ontology annotation, cellular component: voltage-gated potassium channel complex; membrane. Gene Ontology annotation, molecular function: delayed rectifier potassium channel activity; protein binding.